AUGGCAUACAAUGCUCUAUCACAGACGGACCAGCUCGAGGUCGCGUCCAACUCUGGAUCAGAUGUCUCAGACCGCUCGCCCGUCCUCGAAUCGCAGUCCUUCGCUCCCCUCUCGCUCGACUUUGAAAACUUUGGCGGAACCAAACACAUGGACACUGCCAGAGUGGCAGCCGCAGAUAAACCCAGCUCGGUCUCCCUCCAGUCCGCCGCGGCCAUAAUACGAUCGCGCGGAGCGUCGACGGCGACAAGCUACGAACUGCUGGAGGAAGACGAGUACAAGAUGGUGGCUGAACCAGGUCCGAACGGGGAUGGGGACGCUCAAGUGGGCCACCGCGAUCUUCGCCAGCAUCAGCAGCAUCACAAGCAGCGGGACUCGACAUCGACCCCAACAACGGACUUUGGUUCGCCCGGUGGUUAUCGCUCGUCGGCCUACGAUGCAUCCAGGGACGCGGCUAUGGGGACUCCUGAGCCGGUGAUGCAGACGCCCCGUAGCCAGAGAAAUUCUACGCCUCUACGCCAUCCUACGCCCGACUUGCAGUCGAUCCAGGGGGCGUAUGUUGGGAACGUGGAGAGGCUAGAGAAAUCCGCCGAACGAAUCAGUAUGGAAUUGGAUAAUAAUGGUAUAGGCUUGCAGGAUGCGACUAUGGGCCAGCUGAAGCGUAUAUCCUCUCUUGGAGCUGCUUCGUCCCGAUCGCGAGCUGCUUCCGCUGCCUCAAUGUCGAACUCCAUAGGAAAGAUUGCUUCCCCGUCUUCCACGCCAGGUUACGGUACCCUCUCCAGGCAAUCGUCCACGAACCGGCCUCGGUUACGAUCCGGCUCCUCUUCUUCACGACUGGCCCAUAUCAUCGAACCUGAGAACGAGAGUGCCGAUGCAUCGCAGGAGCAACGGCCUGUAACCAGCUCAACGAUACCUCCUCCGCCGGACCACCACAGCCAGAUCCAGAAUCAGAACCACCUUCACCUCCACGAUGCAGAUGCAGCAAUCUCUGCUAACCCAAACGCCCCCCAACCCAACGGCCAACAUACCGCUGAAUAUACAACAUUUGAACCCGAAAUAGCUCACCAUGACCCUGACCAAGAACGGCCGGCGAGCGCUGCGUCCGGAGACUCAUACCAACAAUCCACAAACCUGUUCAGAGACUUCGAUGGCGUCCAUUUCACACCCCAUAUCCGCGAAGUGCCUCGUUCCAGAGGUGUCUCGCUCUCCAAACCACCUCUGGCCGCGCAAGCAGAGCAUUACACCGCCCCUCCUCCCGGUCAAGAUAUGGUCUUCUACCCUGCCCCCGUCCCGAUGAUGCUCAACCUCCCCCAACGGCUGUCUCGAAACCCUCCUGCGAAUGCUGAACAGGAAAAACGCCGUACACAGUUGCUCAGCUCUAUAUCUCCAGACGCUCGCAAGUCAGCCAUCUGGCUCGCAGACUCGGAACAGGGAGCUAGUUUAGCUGGGGACCGACAGAGCAAGAGAGUGUCCAACCUCCCUCCACAGCUCCGUGCAAGCGCCUUCUUCGACACCCCAAAGGCACCGCUUGAAGUUCGCAUUCAGGGAGACUCUGCUGUCGCGACACUAGAUAGCAUUCUUGAUGCUGCAGCCCAUGCUCCUGUGAGCGCGUUUACGGACCAUCCGAUCGUUGGACAUAUCGGCGGGGAUGUUUACAAGCAGAAACGGGCGAAGAAUAAGAUAAACAAGAAGCGAACUUCGCUGAAGCCUGGAGAUGCUAACUCGGAACGACCGCUGUCUUCGGCCACAAAACGGGCUAGUCAUAUACGUGCUGGCUCGGAAGGGCAGACAUUGGACCAUGUGGACGAGACUACAUCGUUACGCAGUACGUUUGACGACCAUGCCGGCCACGAGUAUGAAAAUGGUGCUCCUUCGCCCAUUGGAGAAGUGGAAGAGAAUAGUGACGAAGAGGAAGAAGACGACGAGGAGGAGGAGGAAGGAGGAGGAGACGGCUCAGAUGGAGAACCGAUCUUUGGCCAGCCGACUACUCUGCUCGCGGAACUGCAGAUGCGAAAACACGAGCAAAAGAUGAGAACCCGAACAGCGGCCACUGCCUUCCCUAACGGCAUGCACUCUACAUUGCUUGAGUUAGACAGCGUUGCGCAGCGUCAACGAGACAAGCGUGACAAGGGACGAGUCCUGCUUGCAUGGGAAGGGAACCAGAGUGCCGGACAAGACGAGGUCGACGACGAAGACGUUCCGCUUGGCGUCCUCUUCCCAGAAAAGAGCAAGCUCGCUGAUGAAAACCGGCCGCUGGGAUUGAUGGAGAAGCUGCUCCUUGAAGAGAGCGAGCCGCUUAGUCGACGACGUGCCAGGAUCAGAGGAGAGCCGUUGAACAAUGGCCGCGCUACUCCUCGCAACCUUGCACCCAGGGAUGCGAGCCCUGACAAGCGGGCCAGCGCUGCCUAUACGCUUGACAUUCCCGGGCUGCUAGGAAACGACGAGAGCGGCGACGAGGAGGAAGAGACGCUGGCACAGCGGAAGAGCCGACUCAGGGCCCGAGAAGAAGGAACUGGCAACAACUUCUCAGACGACCUGAUCUCGAGAUUCGGAGAUCUGGAGGCAGACAGCGGCAAGCCCAAGGACGCACCACAGCCAGCUGCCGAAGAGCCAGAGGAAGAAACACUCGGUCAACGCCGUCGACGUCUACAGGCAGAAGCCCAAGCGCAGGCUCAAACCAACCCUGGCAACCCUGCUAACCCUGCCGCCGUUGAUGCCUCCCGCUUCCAAGCCCGACGAACCAUGGCGAAUAUCCUACAGGCCCAUCCCGCACGAUCCGGCGUGGUGACCGCGCACUCGGAGCUCGAUCCUCGAUACCAAGCUGCGAUGGCGUCAAACCAGUCCCUGCAGAUGCCAGGAAGCCGGGCGUCGAUGCUGGCCGCCACGCCGCUGUCGAUGCCCGGACAGCGUCUCUCGGGGGCGCCUUUCCUCCCAUACGCCAACGGACCACCGCCAGGCACUGCGCCGGCUCUGCUGAACGGCGGCGGGCUGCUGAACAACAACGGCUUCGGCUAUCCCACGACCGGGUUCGUCUAUAAUCCUGCCAUGUAUCCGCAGCCGGAGAUGAUCGAUCCCAACCAGAGGGACAUGAUCGAUCGAUGGAGACUGAGCGUUCGACAGUAA
This is a messenger RNA of Arthroderma uncinatum, 3120 nucleotides long. RefSeq lists its product as uncharacterized. The coding region runs from base 1 to 3120 and encodes 1039 amino acids. The record is from RefSeq and is a predicted model, not a curated record. The transcript has a single exon. Lineage: Eukaryota; Fungi; Ascomycota; Eurotiomycetes; Onygenales; Arthrodermataceae.